Messenger RNA from Scatophagus argus, 4955 nucleotides. It is a transcript of the gene grm8b, whose product is annotated as glutamate receptor, metabotropic 8b. Gene Ontology annotation, molecular function: group III metabotropic glutamate receptor activity. The coding region runs from base 1628 to 4384 and encodes 918 amino acids. Gene Ontology annotation, cellular component: membrane. The record is from RefSeq and is a predicted model, not a curated record. NCBI's taxonomy places the organism in Eukaryota, Metazoa, Chordata, Actinopteri, Scatophagidae. The transcript is spliced from 11 exons. Gene Ontology annotation, biological process: regulation of synaptic transmission, glutamatergic; G protein-coupled glutamate receptor signaling pathway.
UCCUGUACCUCCCUGGCUGUCUCUGUUGUCUCUCAGACGAAUGUUUACCUCCAUUUAAUCAGAGUGAUAUUAAAACUGUUGUACGUUUCCUGUGUUGCUCCACCUCUUUCUGCUCGACGGGUGAGGUUUUGUCAUCUUUCAGGUUUGGCCUGAUCAGUGAAAUACCUUGGACUCAAGGUGAGUUCAGUGUGUAUUAAAGAUUUGUCAGGGCACAUCGUCAUUACUGAAGCUGUUUUACUUAUUUUUAUGUGUCGUAUGUUGGAGUUUGUAUGACGCCCUAACAGUCAGACAACAAACAAACAAAAGAGGUUCAUACGACACAUGCAACAACACACCUGUAUGUACCUGCAGAUCAGCAGGCUCAUCAGACUCUCUGCAGUCUGUCUUCAAGCCCACAACGAGCCCAACAUCAAUUCAGGACAAAGUUUACAGUGUGGAAAGUCAAAAUUAUUUUCAAUUUUUAAUUAUUUUAUUUUAUUGUCUUUUUUAAACGUUUCACUUUAAUUACACCAACAGAGAGCUCCAUUUGACAACGAGUGAAACUUACUGAGUGAAGCUCAGGUGUUGUGUUAACACUGAAUUAUAGCAGUCAUUCUUGUCCACUGGGGGGCGUCCUGCCUCCACCUCUGCUGCUUUAACUCUCAGUAGAGUCUCUUUCUCACACAGGCUGCGUGAUGAAGAUCGUUAACUUCAUCUGUUAGUCCUCGAGCCGCACUCACGCUCUUCCUGUCAGUUUUCCUCUCCAUCCGGACCAGGACUAUGCUGUCCCUCCGCGGACCUAAAAGCAGCUCUUCGACCGGAGAACUUGCUGGGACCCUCAGACUCGCAUCAGUCUGGACUCGGCUGGUCUGGUGAGCCCAGGAGCCUCCCGCGUGGCCUGUGACGCAGGAGCGCCGCGCCGCGCCGCCACGCGCAGCGCACUGUGGAGAGAGAGUGAUGCGCGUCUUCUGUCAGCACUCGAGUCUGAGGUGAACACGUCUUCUCUGUGGUGACCGGCCGAAGUGCUGAUCUGAGAGCGAGCAGUGCAGUCUGUGGGAGGACAGGGACGCGGACUCCGGAGCUGAGCGGCGGGAGUCGACCCGACACCUGCAGGUGAUCCCGAGCGUCAGAAAGCUGCUGUGUGAGGACCAGGAACAGCUCCGUUCUGUACAUCACUGCGGGGACUGGAAAAGUGGAUUUGGAUUUAAUUUGAUUCAUUUUUCUUUAAUGGAUGCUGAUCCAGAAUCGGAUCGAGUCUCUGUGGAGGAAUUUGGUGGAAAAUGUUUGCGUGAUGUGACAAACAGCUGGAGGCAGAAAACAUCUGUCUGACCCGCGACACUGACAGUGGAAACACCUGCUCCUGCAGCGGGGAGAAAAGAUUUCUGGAAGAAUGUGAAGCUGGAGCUGCUGAGACCCUGAAGCUCCGCCUCCUCUGCUGCCUCAGACAGCUAUGUCCAACACAGGAACCUGUACUGCAGGAAAACCUCGGGGUCAGUGUUCAUAGGUGGGACUGCCUGCCGUGGUUGACCCUGCCCUGGGUGACGGGAGACUCCAUGGUCUGGCUCGUGCUGUCCUCGCCACACCGCCGCUGCACCCUCCUGCCCAAUCAUAUCACGCUUCCUUUCCCUGCAGCUCGACUCACUGCAAAAUGGCGAGGGGUUUCAAGCCCCCGAGUGUCACCUGCUUCCUCUCUCUGCUGAUGUUUAAGAGCUGCUGGCUACUAGGCGCUGCUUCCCAGAGGCCCGCCGUGUUGACAGACUCCCAGCAGCCCCAGCAGGAGUAUGCUCACUCCAUCCGGCUGGAUGGCGACAUCAUUCUGGGCGGAUUGUUUCCUGUGCAUGCUCGUGGCGAGAGGGGCGUUCCCUGUGGUGAGCUGAAGAAGGAGAAGGGUAUCCACCGGUUGGAGGCCAUGCUGUUCGCCAUCGACCUCAUCAACAAGGACCCGGAGCUGCUGCCCAACAUGACGCUUGGGGCUCGUAUCCUGGACACGUGUUCGCGUGACACCUACGCCUUGGAGCAGUCGCUGACCUUCGUCCAGGCGCUCAUAGAAAGGGACGGCUCCGAUGUCCGCUGUGCCAACGGAGACCCGCCCAUCUUCGCCAAGCCGGAUAAAGUGGUGGGCGUCAUCGGGGCGUCGGCCAGCUCCGUGUCCAUCAUGGUGGCCAACAUCCUGCGACUCUUCAAGAUUCCUCAGAUCAGCUACGCCUCGACGGCUCCGGAGCUCAGCGACAACACGCGCUACGACUUCUUCUCCCGCGUGGUUCCUCCGGACUCCUACCAAGCUCAGGCCAUGCUGGACAUCGUCACGGCGAUGGGCUGGAACUACGUGUCCACGCUCGCCUCCGAGGGAAACUACGGAGAGAGCGGCGUCGAGGCCUUCGUCCAGAUCUCCAGAGAGUCAGGUGGAGUUUGUAUCGCUCAGUCUCUGAAGGUUCCUCGAGAGCCGAGACCCGGAGAGUUUGACAAGAUCGUCUUACGUCUGCUGGAGACGCCUAACGCCCGCGCUGUCAUCAUGUUCGCAAACGAGGACGAUAUCCGGCGGAUCUUGGAUGCGGCGAAACGCAACAACCUGACAGGUCACUUCCUGUGGGUGGGCUCCGACAGCUGGGGCUCCAAGAUCUCACCGGUGGUCCAGCAGGAGCGGGUGGCUGAGGGCGCCAUCACCAUCCUCCCGAAGAGGGCGUCCGUGGACGCGUUUGAUCGAUACUUCAAGAGCCGCUCUCUGUCCAACAACCGCAGGAACGUCUGGUUUGCUGAGUUCUGGGAGGAAAACUUCGCCUGCAAGCUGGGGAUGCACGGCAAGAGACCCGGCAGCCCCAAGAAGUGCACAGGGUUGGAGAAAGUUGGCCGCGACUCCACCUACGAGCAGGAGGGGAAGGUUCAGUUUGUGAUGGACGCCGUGUACGCCAUGGCCCACGCUCUGCACCACAUGCACCGCGAGCUCUGCGCCGGGUUCCCGGGCCUGUGCCCCCGAAUGGCCAACAUCGACGGCAAGGAGCUGCUGGCCCACAUCCGUGCCGUCAGCUUCAACGGAAGCGCAGGGACUCCGGUCACCUUUAACGAGAACGGCGACGCUCCGGGACGCUACGACAUCUUCCAGUAUCAGAUCAACAACAGGUCGACGGCAGAGUACAAGGUCAUCGGACACUGGACCAAUCAGCUGCAUCUAAACAUGGAGGCCCUGCAGUGGACCGCCGGCGACUCCUCCCUGCCGGCCUCCGUGUGCAGCCUGCCCUGCCGGACCGGCGAGAGGAAGAAGGUGGUGAAGGGCGUCCCGUGCUGCUGGCACUGCGAACGCUGCGAGGGAUACCACUUCCAGGCCAGCGAGUUCACCUGCGAGCUCUGUCCCUACGAGAAGAGACCCAACCAGAACCGAACAGCCUGCCAGCCCAUCCCCAUCAUCAAGCUGGAGUGGCACUCGCCCUGGGCGCUGCUGCCCGUCUUCAUCUCCGUGCUGGGCAUCGUCGCCACCACCUUUGUCAUUGCCACCUUCAUCCGCUACAAUGACACGCCGAUUGUUCGCGCGUCAGGGCGGGAGAUGAGCUACGUGCUGCUGACGGGGAUCUUCCUGUGUUACAUCAUCACCUUCCCCAUGAUCGCUGCACCCGAUAUUGUCGUCUGCACCUUCCGCCGCAUCUUUCUGGGCCUCGGCAUGUGCUUCAGCUAUUCGGCGCUGCUCACCAAGACCAACCGCAUCCACCGCAUCUUUGAGCAGGGAAAGAAGGCGGUGACGGCUCCACGGUUCAUCUCACCAGCCUCCCAGCUGGUCAUCACCUUCUCGCUCAUCUCAGUUCAGCUCCUGGGUGUCCUCGUGUGGUUCGCCGCCGACCCGCCACACACCUUUGUGGACUACGGCGAGCAGCGAACGCAGGAUCCGGAGAAUGCUCGCGGUGUCCUGAAGUGCGACAUCUCUGACCUGUCGCUCAUCUGCUCACUGGGAUACAGCAUCCUCUUGAUGGUCACAUGCACUGUGUACGCCAUCAAGACGCGCAGCGUGCCUGAGACCUUCAACGAGGCCAAACCCAUUGGAUUUACAAUGUACACGACCUGCAUCAUCUGGCUCGCCUUCAUCCCCAUCUUCUUCGGCACGGCUCAGUCAGCAGAGCGGAUGUACAUCCAGACGGCCACGCUGACCAUCUCCCUCAGCCUCAGCGCCUCCGUCUCUCUGGGAAUGCUCUACAUGCCGAAGGUCUACAUCAUCAUCUUCCACCCCGAGCAGAACGUCCCCAAGCGCAAACGCAGCUUCAAGGCCAUCGUCACCGCCGCCACCAUGACCAGCAAGCUGUCGCAGCUGGCUGCCGAGCGGCCCAACGGCGAGGUGAAGACGGAGCUGUGCGAGGGCGUCGAGGCCAGCGUGCCACCAACAAAAAACACCUACGUCAGCUACACCAACCACGCCAUGUGAAAGACGACGUCCUGGGACAAUCGCCGAGGAGAAUCUCACUCAGAGGAGACGUCAUCGGAGGUGAACAGUGUGAAGGACCGGGACCGGGACCGGGACCGGGACCAGGACCAGUGCUGAACUGGACCAACACAUCUGUGGUGUUUUCAUGUUUACAGACUGCAGGAAACGAGCCUGAACGGGGCCAAAAGCCUGACAGGAUCACGAGUCAAACUCAUCCGAGAGACUGCGGGGAGGCAGGUGGACGGUAACCGGGAAAACAAACAAACAAACAAACAAAAAAUUAAAACAAGCAUUCAAAAAGAAAAACAAAAAAGAAAUUGUGGGGACCAACCAUAUUUGUUGUUAUUCUAAUUGUACGUUUAAAAAAAAAACAAAAAACUUGUGAUUGUGAAAAUUUCUGAUUCUUGUCUCAUGUCGUCCAUCCGUUGAGCUGCGUUAUGAGAUGAUCUGUCGCUGUUCUCGGCUAACCGAGCGCUAGUUUUUGGUUGUGAAACGUCUAAAUGCUAUGGUCGAAUUGAAGCAUGCCCGUUUUUAUACAAAUGAUCUAUUUAUAAUAAAGGAAAGUUUCACA